AAGAUAUUUUUACUGAGUGGUAUUUAAAAAAGGCGACGAAGGCAAAGAGACAUCGAAAACCUUUGAUUGGCAUCCAUGGCGUCGAUACAGAGCAAGCUUCCUGUUCUCAUAGUCUGCUACGUUAUUCUUCUCGGCUAUGCAUCAUCGUCAUCAUUAUCAUCUGAAAUAUCUCUUCCAUCUUCAUCUCCGAAGGUCUCCUUGGGCUUGUACUAUGAGUCUCUCUGUCCGUAUUGCUCAUCCUUCAUAGUGAACCACCUCACGAAGCUCUUCGAAGACGAUCUCAUAUCAAUCGUCGAUCUUCAUCUCUCUCCGUGGGGUAAUACCAAGCUCCUCCCCGAUAACGUCACUACUGUUUGCCAGCACGGGGCAUUUGAAUGCUUCUUGGAUACAGUAGAAGCUUGUGCGAUUGAUGCUUGGCCUAAAUUGAGUGAUCAUUUCCCCUUCAUCUACUGUGUCGAGAAGUUGGUGACUGAACACAAGUUUGACAAGUGGGAGACGUGUUACGAGAAGCUCAAUCUCAACUCAAAACCUGUUGCCGAUUGUCUCAGCAGUGGACAUGGAAACAAGCUUGCGUUGCACUAUGCCGCAGAAACAAAGGCACUUCAGCCUCCUCAUGAAUACGUACCCUGGGUAGUUGUGGAUGGUCGGCCACUUUAUGAGGAAUAUGAAAACUUCAUAAGCUACAUCUGCAAGGCUUACAAAGGUAAUAAAGUGCCUGGUGCCUGCGCCAAAUAUUCAUCUGACAACUUCAUUCGCAGUUUCAAAUUGAAACGCUUCCCUCUGGUUUGCCGGAAAGGAGUUAAUAAGAUGUCGGAUAUGUUGGAACGUAUCAAAACAUCUUUAUCGUCAUACGUCAACACUGCAGGCCUGCUAUAAACCCUUUUCCAGUUUCUUUUUACCUAUGUAUCAACACACCCUGAAAAGCUAUCUAGAUUCUGAAAUCCAAAUGUAUCAGAAUUGUAUGUUUGUUCACAACCUUUAAAGAAUCAUAGUAGUAGUCCUAUGUAUCAGAAUGUAUGAUUGUUCACAACUUUUGAAGAAUCACAUUAGUUUUAUUUAUUUGUGCUAUUAUUA
This is a messenger RNA of Capsella rubella, 1074 nucleotides long. RefSeq names its product gamma-interferon-inducible lysosomal thiol reductase. The transcript has 5 exons. Gene Ontology annotation, molecular function: oxidoreductase activity, acting on a sulfur group of donors, disulfide as acceptor. Lineage: Eukaryota; Viridiplantae; Streptophyta; Magnoliopsida; Brassicales; Brassicaceae. The coding region runs from base 76 to 876 and encodes 266 amino acids. The record is from RefSeq and is a predicted model, not a curated record.